Dendroctonus ponderosae (mountain pine beetle) is the source of this 935-nucleotide messenger RNA. Its product is annotated as pathogenesis-related thaumatin-like protein 3.5. The record is from RefSeq and is a predicted model, not a curated record. Lineage: Eukaryota; Metazoa; Arthropoda; Insecta; Coleoptera; Curculionidae. The transcript is spliced from 3 exons. The coding region runs from base 104 to 877 and encodes 257 amino acids. Gene Ontology annotation, cellular component: extracellular region. Gene Ontology annotation, biological process: defense response.
AACAAGAGCCUGAUGGAAGGAGUGCAGAUCCAAUAAACAAACCACUCAAGAUAGCCAUGCUUGAUAAGGCUGGAAACGUAUAAAACCACCAAGUGCGAAACGCAUGGCAAACGUUACUUUCGAAUCAACCAUGAAGCUCGCGCUCUAUCUUGCAACGGCAGCUAUUGUGGUGGUUUGCUCGCAAGCGGCCACUUUCAACAUCAACAACAAGGAUGGAGGCCCAAUCUGGGUGGGCAUCCAAGGAAACACCGGUAAGGAACAUCUGGCUAAUGGUGGCUUCAAACUGGCUCAGGGAGAAUCGAGGAGUUUGACUGCUGCUGAUGACUGGGGCGGCCGAUUCUGGUCCCGAACUUGGUGCUACGAGGAUGAGAACAACCACUGUUACACCGGCGAUUGUGGCAACAAAGUGGAGUGCGAAGGAGCGGGCGGAACUCCUCCUGCCACUCUAAUCGAGUUCACUCUUCAAGGGUAUGGAGGUCUCGAUUACUACGAUAUCUCGUUGGUCGACGGGUAUAACAGCAUGGCUUCUGUGGAACCAGUGAACGGGCAAGGAGACGGCGGUGAAUACAGCUGCAAGAAGGCCCAAUGCGCCACUCAAAUCAACUCUUUGUGUCCCUCGGAGCUGCAGGUCAAGAGCCCGGAUGGCGGCUCAAUCAUUGCGUGCAAUUCCGCUUGUAACGCCUUCCUCACUGAAGAGUAUUGCUGUUCUGGAUCGCACAGCACUCCCGAAACUUGCAAGAGCUCCGACUGGGCUGUCGACUAUCCAGCGAUCUUCAAAUCGGCAUGUCCAGACGCCUACAGCUACGCCUAUGACGACCACAAGAGCACCUUCACUUGCGUGGCAAGCCAAUACAAUAUAAACUUUGGAAGCGCUUAAGCUCCCACGAAUGUUCCUGUUAAUUUGAUAUAAGAAUAAAUGCUUUCUUUGAAGCAAA